UGUUCUGUAUGUUUGAUUAGGGUUAUGUCAUUGCAGAAUACUUGAUGGGGGAUUGAUUAGACUUAAUUGUGGGUACGACAUAGUUUUGAACAUAAUUCAGAACCAUUUUAAAAAUAAAUAACACUAGCCAAGUUGGUGAUUGCAAUGGAAGUACUUGGGACUGUUGGACAUAGUUGGCUCAAUGAAUUAAUUAAUAAAUGUAAUGUUUAUUUGUCCAGUUUACAUUAGUUUUCUUCCCCUAGAAAAGAAGGCAGUGCCAAUAUUGGGCUUCUAGUGCCUAACACACAGGCACCGUGUUUGGGGAUGCACAUGUUUUGGCUCCUCAUUUUCCACACUUGGAAGUUUGAAUCUUCACCUCACCCUUUCUUAAUCAUUUUCUAUUAUUUUAGUUGUAAAAUAAUUUCUCUAUUCUCUUCAGAAUCAAUCUAAUCAAGAAAAACAGAUUUUUGAUUCGUUAAGUGAGAAAAACUGAUGCCUAAAUCAUAUAUAAACAUAGAGGAAAAAAGAAAGCAAACUACAUUAUAGUAAGUGAUUUUUGAUAAACUUAAAAGAGAAUAAUUAUGAAUACUGUUUCUGUAUAAGGAUUUACAUUAUAUUCAUUUUUCUCUGAAUUUUUGUUAUAUUAUGAAAAUAUACUUUGAUCACAGGAAAAAAUAGUUAUAUUUUGGUUUCAUAUUCCAAACUUCACGGUGUUCCUCUAACAACAGCCUUUUCUUAUCUUCCAAGGUCUCCCAAGUCCCACCUACAGGUUGCAGAUGAACUAGUGGCUGAAAGACUACGCAUAUUAUGGUCCUCCACCAAGAGCGUCUCAUCAACUGCACCUUGUCUCUCUCACUGGCAUCUACUCGAUUUUAUUGCAAACAAUCAAUUCUAUUUUAGAAGACGAAGGAAACCCCCAUGAGUGACAUAGGAAAUCAUACUGUGCUUGUGGAAUCAUUCGAAGAUAAUGAGGAAACUUUUGUUGAUAAUGAGGAAAUUUUUGAAGAUAAUGAGUGUCCUGCGUUAAACGACAAACUGCCAGGAGAACACAGUGAUCUUGUCCCUAAGGUUGGAAUGAAGUUCAAUAAUGAGAAUGAAGUUUUUGAAUUUUACAAAGGAUAUGCUUAUCAUGUGGGUUUUCCAGUUAGAAAAAGGAAUUCGAAGAAGGGUGAUGAUGGGGUGGUAAGAUAUGUAACAUAUGCAUGUAGCCGAGAAGGUAAAAGAACUAGUAAAGCUAGCACCCCUCUGAAGCCUCAACUAACUAUUCAAUUAGGGUGUAAAGCUAGGAUGACAGCCUGUUCAGAUGUUGUAGGAACAUGGCGAAUAAGCACGAUCCAUCUUGAGCAUAACCAUAAAAUAAGUCCAACCAAAUCUAGGUUAUAUCGAUGCAAUAGACAAUUGAGCAAACAUGUGAAGCGACAACUUGAGGUGAAUGAUAUAGCUGAAAUUUCGUCACACAAAAAUUAUAAAUCAACUGUUGUUGAAGCUGGUGGAUAUGAGAAGAUGACGUUUGUGGAAAAUGAUUGCAGAAACUGCAUUGAUAAGGUUAUGAAGUUAAGACUUGGGGAAGGAGAUGUUGCUGCUAUUCAAUCUUACUUUUCAAAAAUGCAAAUCCUUUGUCCGGGUUUUUAUUUUAGUGUGGAUUUGGACGAAGAGUGUCGAUGGAAGAAUAUAUUUUGGGCAGAUAAUAGGUGUAGACAAGCAUAUAAGGAAUUCGGCGAUGUUGUCACAUUUGAUACCACAUACUUGACUAAUAGGUACGAUAUGCCAUUUGUUCUAUUCGUUGGUGUAAAUCACCAUGGACAGUCGACACUACUUGGAUGUGGUCUAGUUUCCAACGAGGACACCGGAACUUUCGUGUGGCUAUUUAGGACAUGGCUUGAGUGCAUGGAGGAUCAGACUCCUGCGGGAAUAAUUACUGAUCAGGAUAGGGCUAUGCAAAACGCAAUUGAGAUAGUUUUCCCUAAAACAAAGCAUAGAUGGUGUUUGUGGCAUAUACUGAAGAAGUUGCCUGAAAAAAUUGGGAAUCAUAGUUGUAAGGCUUCAAUUCUUUCAGUUGUACAUGACAUGGUGUACGAAUCACAGAGUCCAAAAGAAUUCGAGCACGAUUGGAGUUCAAUGAUUGAGAAAUAUACAUUGCAUGACAACGAGUGGUUGUCUGGACUUUACAGAGAAAGAGGUCGUUGGGUUCCAUGUUUUUUGAAAACUAAUUUUUGGGCAGGGAUAUCAACAACAAAACGGAGUGAGUGUAUGAAUGCAUUCUUCGAUGGAUAUGUACACUCGAAAACCUCGUUGAAGCAAUUUGUUGAACAGUAUGAGCGGGCAUUAAGGUGUAAAAUUGAAAAUGAGUUUCAGGCAGAUGUGAAGUCAUUUUCUCAGGUGGUCCCAUGUGUAUCAAAGUAUGCUAUGGAGAAACAAUUUCAAAAAGUGUACACGAUUUCAAAAUUCAAGGAGUUUCAAGAAGAGUUCACUGGAAAGAUGUAUUGCGAGGUUGUGUCUACUGAAGAGGGACCAUUAGGUAUAAGGUAUGAGGUACGAGAAGAUAUCAUCUUUGAUGAAAAAGUAAAGGAAAAAAAAUUUGUGGUUGUGUUUGAGAAAGAGAAAUGUGAUAUUGUUUGCAGCUGUCACAUGUUCGAGUUUAGGGGAAUAAUUUGCAGACAUGUUGUUACAGUAUUGAUUCGAAAUGGUGUGAGAUUAGUACCUGAGAAGUAUAUCUUAAAGCGAUGGAGAAGAGAUGUGAGUAGAUCUUACAAGAGAGUCAAGAUCAAUUACAAUGGUUGGAUUAAUACUCCUGGGCAGUUAAGAUAUGAUGAACUAUGCAAUGCGUUUGCGAAGGUAGCAAAUUUGGUAGCAGAUGACGAAGAACAAACUCGGGCAACUAUGGAGUGGAUUGAAUCUCAAUUAAAUGUAUUGAACAUAUCCAAUGCGAAGCUAAGCUGUGGUAGUAAUAUAUAUGCUCAACACACUGUGCAAGAACAAGUCUUUGAUUGUGGAGAGGCAGCAACAGUUUCAAGCCAUCAAAUCUUGGAUUGAGAUGCUAGCAGACAAAGGGACCAACGGCUUCAGCGGUCAAAAUAAAGGGUUUUGUUUGAAACAGUUUCAACUAUCCGAAGAAUGAAACUUAUGACUCUAAAUUCUUAAUAUGCUACUGUUCUUAGGCUAUUUGUUAUACAUAUAUAGUAAGGUAUUUUCCCAUUUUAACUUUGAAUUAGUGAAGGUAUCUUAAAUUCUUAAGAGAGUUAUCAGCGUGCGCAUAAGAAAAUG
Messenger RNA from Diospyros lotus (date-plum), 3243 nucleotides. RefSeq names its product protein FAR1-RELATED SEQUENCE 5-like. NCBI's taxonomy places the organism in Eukaryota, Viridiplantae, Streptophyta, Magnoliopsida, Ericales, Ebenaceae. The transcript is spliced from 4 exons. Gene Ontology annotation, biological process: regulation of DNA-templated transcription. Gene Ontology annotation, molecular function: zinc ion binding. Bases 898 to 3012 code for a protein of 704 amino acids. The record is from RefSeq and is a predicted model, not a curated record.